AUGACUACUCGGAAACAGCAACCGCUGUGCCACACUGCGCUUCAAGAAAUGGACGAGACUACGACUCAGACGCAGAUUGAUCGGGCCGUAUUGCGCUGCACCACGCUAUUCGUGCAUGUUAUGCAGCUAGUGCUGGCGGUUGUGGUGCUGGGACUGGAUGCGUAUGGGGUGUGCUAUGUGGCCUACAAUAUACUCAUAUACUCCCUGAUAAUAUCUGUGUGCACGAUUCCUGUCUGCGGAUACCUCAUUAUAGCUCAGACCGUUCUGCGCAAACUAUACACGCCGUACACAGCUGGCGCUUACCAUGCAUGGAUGCUAAUGUUCUGGAUCACGGAUCUGGGACUGGCUUCUCAUCUUGCCACGAUGUGGAGUGGACACGGAUGCGCUGAGGACUUCCACGAUAGCUCGAUAUGCGUACCAUUCGAGAAGCGGGACCUUCAAGACGCUCGAACCAAAGUCUCCUACAGGUGGUACUACAUGAUGCUCAUUGCCGGCGUGGUCCUCACCGCCUGUGAACUAACUUUAUGGAUUGUCACAACGAGCCUCUUGGUAUUCGCAUGGUGGAAACGUCCAUCCACCGACACUGAAGCCUCGUCAGUAACAGCACCAUGGCCAGGACGAAGCCACACUAUCUCGCCCCACGUAAACAUACCAUUCGAAGGUACCAGCAGCGAAAAUACCAAUUACCCUGACGUAUUCCACAUCCCAGCGCCCAAUGCACCCUGGGAUCAACCACGUUCACAGCACCAAGAAGCUCGACAUCAAAUCAUCCCAGACGCGUCCACGGACGGAGGCUAUUCUACCCAGACUUCUCGAGAGAUUGAGCGCGAUCCGCUGGCAGGCCAUCUCUACGUACACUCAGGGAUGGCGCCCGAUAGGAGAUUGAUGAGGGCAAAGAGUCUCAACAGGUCGAUAUAUGGGCAACCUUCAAUGUAUCGAACAUCUGCGGAUGAGAGAUCAGGACCACCAAGCGAUACACAGCAGAUUGAUUGGUCGGAACGGUCGAGCCUAGGCAUGAUGAACCCGUCGUUGCGGUCGUCUAUGUCUACAGGUCGAAGAGUGCGACGCUUCACGAUGGGCGAAUGA
Parastagonospora nodorum SN15 is the source of this 1086-nucleotide messenger RNA. RefSeq lists its product as hypothetical. The record is from RefSeq and is a predicted model, not a curated record. Bases 1 to 1086 code for a protein of 361 amino acids. NCBI's taxonomy places the organism in Eukaryota, Fungi, Ascomycota, Dothideomycetes, Pleosporales, Phaeosphaeriaceae. The transcript has 3 exons.